This is a messenger RNA of Solanum tuberosum (potato), 1826 nucleotides long. RefSeq lists its product as uncharacterized. The transcript has 4 exons. The record is from RefSeq and is a predicted model, not a curated record. Bases 159 to 1562 code for a protein of 467 amino acids. Lineage: Eukaryota; Viridiplantae; Streptophyta; Magnoliopsida; Solanales; Solanaceae.
GAUGCUUUAUUCUUGGCUCUGCAACUUUUCUUUUUGUUUUAGCGUGUGCUGGAUGAUGAUAAUGAUGAAAGUACUAAACUUUGCUAAAACCCCUUUUUAAAUUUCUUCUCUAAGGAGCUGAAUCUGAAGAUUUUCUUUGUUUUCAGUAAUAAAAAAAAAUGGGAGGACCUGUUAUAGAAAGAAGAGGAGGUAGUGUAGUUUGGGUGCUGAGGCAAAAUGGAACAUGGUGGCCUGGGAGAAUAUUGUGUAGCAAUGAAAUCCCAACUUCUGGGAUUCUUUCUCGUACUGAUUUCAGUUCAAGAUUUCCAAUUAAGCUUCUUGGGAGAGAUGAUGCUUCUGUGUGUUGGUACAAUUUGGAGAAGUCUAGCCGCGUAAAGGCAUUUCGAUGUGGUGAGUUCGAUGGUUGUAUCAAAAAAGCUGAAUCAUCCAAGAAUUUUACCUAUACUAAAAGCCUGAAAUAUGCACAUAGAGAAGAUGCAAUUCUUCAUGCUCUUGAACUUGAGAAGCAAGACCAAGAGAAACUGGAAAGGCCAGUAUUUUUUUCUGGAUUCAAAGAGGGUGAGACUCAUGGAGAAAGUAAUCAAAGAGCAAAGAGAAGCAGACGUUUUUACUCCCCUAUCGACUCGAUAUCUUUCUUGGAGAAAUCAGUUCAUUCUCAAUCAUCAAAUAUGGUUGCCACCUCUAUUCAUGCUGCAGAAAUUUCUUCUUCCAAGUCCAUGAGUUCCUUGAAGAGUGAAUCACAGAGCUCACAUAAAAAGAGAGAGACAACUGCAGGUAACAAUGCAUUGCGACCAACGAAGAUGAACUUCAAAGUCAUCAGUCGUCCAGCAGUCAACAAAUGGAAGCACAAUGGGAAAGUGCAUAAUCAACAUUUUAAGAGCAGAUCAGUUGUUUCAACUAAUGAAAGAAGUACUGAAUUUGGAUCUAAGACUGAAUCAUUUGAAAUCAUGUCAAGGGAUGUCAAUCGGAAGUCUCAGCUUAGUCCAGGAAACAGUUUCACAGAGGACACCAGCAUCCAAAGCCUUAGUUCAAAGUUCACCACGCGGAAGAAUAGUACCAAGACAUUAAUAGAUGUGCAUAUGACAGUUCAAAGCACUUAUAGAGGAGAGCAUACUCCCCUUGUUUCCUUAAUGAGUAGAUUAAAUGGAAAGACAAUCGUCGGGCACCCCAUCAACAUAGAAGUAUUAUAUGAUAGCUCAAUGCUUCCUGUUGAAAAGGAGAGCUCUGAUCAACUGCAAAACAAAGGCAGAAUGCCUCAACUUGUUUGGAGAACUUCAAAGAGAACUCCCGUCUGUUACACAAGCUCUACCUCUUCUGCAACUAAGUAUGAGAACCUUCAGCACAGCAGCAACAAACUUGGAGAUUUAAGUUCCCAAGCUAGGAAAAAUAGUCCAUUUAAUACUGAGUCUCGUGGGAAGUUAUCGAAGAAGCCAAACAUGUCAAAGAAUAAACCAAGAUCACUCUACCUUGCUGAUUCCAGAAUCAAGAAUGCUGUAAAAGAUACAUGUGUCCCUGUGAAAGACAUAUUCAUCAAGUUAAUAGGGGCACUUGGAAAUGUAUGAUCUUAAGCAAGAGGUGUUCAUAUAUAUGGUGUAUUUAUUACCCUUUAUGACUUUUUAAGUAGGAGAAGCUUUCUAUAGAUAUUACAGUUUGCUUAGUUUUUUCGUUCUAACUGCUGACAUUUUGAGAACUGUAUAUUGACAUACUUAAGUAGGUUAAUGUCUCCUCUGUAAGUAUCCUUUUUAACUUACAAAAAAUGAGCAAAAUGAUUGCUCAGUCUUAUGUUCUUCUAAUAUGAAAUCUAUCUAAUAGUCCUGUUGUAGUAA